AUGACAACCAUCUUCGAUGUCCCGGGCACCAACUCCCCAAGGCCCUUUUCCCCGCUCAUCCAGCAAGCUUUCCACGUCGAGACACCCGAAGCUGCAACAUUCAAUGAACUCGCCGCUCAGAUCGUCAAGCAAGUAACCACCUCCCCCGACCCAGCAAACGCAUUUUGGUCGCUCUGGGACGCCUUCUUCGUCGCCAUCACCACCUCCCCUCCCCACCCCCCAACCACCCACGGCGAACCAUUCGCCUCCCCACUCGCCCUCCUCGACGCCCUACGCGCACACCCACCCACCACACCCACCAAUGUCGCGGCCGGUUCCGACGCAGAACUCAAGCUCCGCACCACAUACCUCGACAAGACCUCCCACACGAUCCCUUGGUCCAACCUCCCCGGCUUCUCUGCACAGUGGCGUGACGUGCACGACAUCCUCGAGGCGUGGCGCGACUGGGACGGCAUCCGCCGCAGCAGCGGCACUACCACGAACACGGCCACCCCCAACGACGUCCACCAUGAUGAUGAGCGCCACGACCCCGCGCAGUACUUCCUCCGCUUCGUCUCCUUCUCGGUCGCGCUGCUUCAGCGAGAGCACGACCGACACCGACACAGAGACGGCGGUGGCGGGCGCGCCGGUAUCGUCCAUCUGGGUGUUCUUCAGCUGCAAAGAAUGUCACUAGACAGCGACGGUCCCCCAGCCGCUGUCUGA
This is a messenger RNA of Chaetomium globosum CBS 148.51, 702 nucleotides long. RefSeq lists its product as uncharacterized. The transcript has a single exon. The record is from RefSeq and is a predicted model, not a curated record. The coding region runs from base 1 to 702 and encodes 233 amino acids. NCBI's taxonomy places the organism in Eukaryota, Fungi, Ascomycota, Sordariomycetes, Sordariales, Chaetomiaceae.